Molecule: messenger RNA, 2058 nt
Organism: Botrytis porri
Lineage: Eukaryota; Fungi; Ascomycota; Leotiomycetes; Helotiales; Sclerotiniaceae
Exons: 1
Coding region: 1-2058 (685 amino acids)
Source: RefSeq, a predicted model, not a curated record
AUGGCCGACAACAGAAAAACACAAGAGGAGGUCGACAAAAGCUCCCAAACCGCCAGCGAACAAACUUCGAUGACGAUUACUAUGCCACCACCUCCUGAGAACUUUCCUCAAUUUUCGCAAAAUGAAGCCAAUGGAAUGCAAACUGAGGAGAAUGCCGUUUCUGGUCAUCUCGCUAAAACCCCCCCUCAAGAAUUCGCGAACUUCAAUAAACAAUUCAAUGCCAAUAGUAGCGAGGCCGAUCAAUCGUCAAAGCAAUUGAGCAGAACAGGAAAUGUAAAAAAAAGACAGAUGGGAACUAAGUCAUCCACCGAUACUCAUGGUAACAAAGUCAAGGUCAGAGAACUUACCGAGAAGAAGAAUGGUAUGAAGAAAAAGAAAGGCCGCAAAUCUCCGUUCCAGAUGUAUCAGCAUUGUUCUACCAAGGACGUUGACAACGAUAACAUCGAAACAGACGAUGAAGAUGGAGAUGACCAUGAACCAAGUGAAUCUUUGUGUGAGAGAAUCUUGCGAUUCGGCUUCAAGAGAAGAAAAGAUGAGAAGGUUAAUGAACCAGAGGUGUUGGAAGUCUAUGAGUCAAGCGCCUCGGGAAAUAUUUUCGGGGCUGAGUCCAACUCCAGGGAUCCAGCAGCCACCACUCAUCUGAAAGAUGCGAAUAGCAACAAUGCCAGAGAACCAGAGAGACUUGGAGAAGGUCCGGAGGAGACGCAUAAUGGCGCCAUUAUCCCUGAUCCAAAUUUUAAUACUGAAGUAUUGUACUCGGAGGAAAGGGCCCCAGAGAUCAUUAAAGCUGAGCCUGUGGGUAGAAAUAUUGCUAUCAUACACAAGAUGGUUGAGAAACCUCCCAAGGAACCGGAAACGUCAACAUUGAAGUGGAUACGCCAAAAAGCCUCUUCAUGGGCAGGGAGGCUUGAUCGUCCAGGAAGAUAUAGUCAAUCCGGGAAAGACAAUGAAGCAAGAAUGUCCCUUAGACACAAUGAAGCAGAUCUCGGCGCAUUGACCAGAGAUGAAUCCAGAUGCAAUGCUGAAAGAGGGGUUGUAAAUGAUCACACAAAUAGCACCAAAGAUCACGAAAAGCAGACCAAUCGAACGACCAAUAAAUCCGGCACAAUGGACUCUGCGCACAACGUCAAGCAAACCGGCAGCUCGGGGCAGAAUUCCGAAGAGAUGAUAUUGGACGCUAAUGCAAAUGGCCCCAAAGAACUCGAAACCCAAGUCAUCCAAAUGACGAAUCGAAUUGACAGUGUACGAAUUUGCUUCAUCUCUAAAUCCAAGUCUGUCAAAUCUGUUGAGCCCAUUAUAGAAGACGCUUCAAAUGAGACAAGAGGCGAGAACGCAGUCCCAGAAAGUGCGCAAAGGCUUCGACCCACAUGGGAACCUAUCUAUUCAGGACCUGAAGGCACGACCUUGAAAAGACAACCCAGGGUAGAGAGAUUACGCCGUGCAUUCACUGGUUCUAUUGACGAAGUCAUCAAUUCGAACGCGACGCCUUAUCUAAUGCCAAAUGUUGACAUCCAAGGCUCUUCUGCGUUGAAUGGGUUUCUAGGAAACAUCGCCACCAAUAACUUCAUUAGCUUCAAUAGCGGAUUAAUCCAAUCUCAAGCAAAUCCUGCUCUACUGACAGGAGUAGAUGAUGCCGAUUUCGGAACCCCUCUUUGUCGCCAUUCUAGUCGUGAACCCUCCGCCGAAGAACGUCGGAGCACAGAAAGCGGAAUGAACGUCAAUCAACAAAAUGACCACGAGACCUCCACGACAGUAGCUUCAGCCCCAGAAGAGCUCCAAGAGUAUCGCAUUCUAGAGAACUAUAUUUCAGCGAUUGCCGUUACUAAAAAAAAAUGCUAUCCAGAAGUGCAUCGUAAUUGCAGGGCUCUAGAGCGAUGCAUCAAAAUGGACACCAUCCAAGAAAGCGACCUUGAAGACGAUUCGGAAGCCAGUCAAAGAUCCAACUCUGAUCCGCCAAGCCUGACAGAUACCACCAACUCCUCAGAAAGCAGUACGAGUGUCCAGCAGCAAUCUUCUGGUUGGGUCUCCAGAUCGAAUGCCAUCAGAAGAAAACGUUAG